Messenger RNA from Octopus bimaculoides (California two-spot octopus), 1224 nucleotides. RefSeq names its product jmjC domain-containing protein 8. Gene Ontology annotation, cellular component: nucleus. Lineage: Eukaryota; Metazoa; Mollusca; Cephalopoda; Octopoda; Octopodidae. The record is from RefSeq and is a predicted model, not a curated record. Gene Ontology annotation, molecular function: cis-regulatory region sequence-specific DNA binding.
AUGUGUGUGUAUGCGUAAACGUAUAUAAAUAUAUGUAUGAAUGUAUAAAUGUAUAUACACACACGCAUGUAUGUAUGUAUGGAUGGAUGGAUUGAUGUAUGUAUGUAUGUAUGUAUGUACGUAUGUAUGUCUUUUAACCAGCAGCAAGUACUGCGAUGACUGAAUUAACAACUAAAGAAAUUAAUUGAAUAAAGAUUUAUUCGUAAUGUAUAUUAAUUGUAAAGUUGAACAAUUUCAGAUUUGUUUGUAAGCAAUUUAUACGAAUCGACGGUGUGUUUGUGUAUCUGAGAAAAUUCCUCGGUACACUUCUUGUGCGAAUGUCUUUUUACGAACAAGAAACUACUCUUUUUCUACAAGAAACCAUUUAAUUUUUAAAAUAUUAUAUCAAUCAACCAUUUGGACAAAAAUGAUUAGCGUUUACCGUCUGUUUGACACAUUGUUAUUAUUGUUAUUAUCCUCAUCUAUAUACAGUGCUGACGAUAGUGGCUGGUAUACCGAUCCAGCUUCCAUUCUUGUCCAGCCUGGACCAUGUAACAUUGACAUCAUAAACAACUCAUUAACGCAGCACAACUUUUUAACCUAUUUUGCUUAUAAAAAACCAUUCCAAAUACAACACCAUGCUGAUAAUACACAAUUCAGAAAAGCCUGUUCAAAAGACAAUCUCUUACAAAUGUAUGGUGACAAAAUAGUUCGACUGUCUACAGCAAACACUUAUUCUUAUAAGAAAGUUGAUGUGCCAUUGCGGAAAUACCUUACAGAGUACAUGCAGCCUCAAGAUUUAAAGACGCCUGGAAAUGAAACCUUAUACUGGUUUGGUGAAAACAGCCAUGAAUGGGAUACCUUGUUUAAAAAAUAUACCCCACCUCCUUAUAAAAUACCUGAAAUGAUUGAAGCCUAUAGCUUUGGAGCAGCAGCUGCUGGCACUGGUGUUCCUUUCCAUUUUCAUGGCCCUGGAUAUGCUGAAAUGAUAUAUGGCAGAAAGAGAUGGUUCUUAUAUCCCCCAGAUAAGGUCCCAGAUUUUCAUCCUAACCAAACAACCCUGCAGUGGCUCAUACAACAUUAUCCUUCCCUUAAACCAGAGGAUCGACCUUUCGAAUGUACAAUUAGUCCUGGUCAAGCCAUUUAUUUUCCUGACCGGUGGUGGCAUGCUACAUUAAAUAUUGACAACAGUGUAUUUAUUUCCACAUUCCAUGCUCACAAAUAAAGUCUAUUAAAACAAAUAAA